Molecule: messenger RNA, 733 nt
Organism: Pelagomonas calceolata
Lineage: Eukaryota; Pelagophyceae; Pelagomonadales; Pelagomonadaceae
Source: the annotation of a GenBank genome assembly
UACAGUCACUAGUCUUACAAUGAGGCUUGCCGCUAGAUGCCACCGGCGGCGCGGCGGCGGCGUGGCGUCGUAGGCGUCGUCGGCUCUCGUUGCUCUCGCUCUUGGCGCUGCCGCUCGGCCUCGCCUACAGCUACCAGCGCCGUGCCGGCGGCGAGCGCGGCGGCGACGCCGAUGUGGCGCACGGCGAGAAAAGCCCCGAUGCCGACGAGGGCCGCGCCACCGAUAGCCAGCGCUAACAUCUCGCCCGGCUCGAGUGAAGCCUCCGCGGCAGGAGGCGGGGGCGGUGGCCGCCGCGAGUCCUCGUCGAGGAGCGCGCCAUCCUCAAAGCGGGACGCACGGAGAUCAUCGACCUCUGCCCGCAGGCGCGACGCCUCCGCUCGGAGCUGGACCGCCUCGCUCUGUACAGACGGGAGGCCGACGCGGCGCCGGAUGCCGGCGUCGCGCGCGAGUUCGCGACCGAGGCUGCUCGCACCCGCUGUGACCUCGUCGACACGUCUCUGUUGCGCUGCACUAGCUGUGACCUCGUCGACGCGUCUGUGUUGCGCUGUCGGCGUGCUCGGAGCGCUCGGGCUUGGGUUCUCAGGAGCGUCCACAAGCUCCCAGGGCUGCUCGGGCGCUCCUACCUCGUCGAGGUCGAAUGAGCCGUCAGCGGCUGGCUGCAUGAUAGAGAACACGAGAGCUCCGGCACCGCUGCACCCUUUUUUGGCAAGCCGCAGCUCUUGCUAGCGUCCUG